Molecule: messenger RNA, 7319 nt
Organism: Neodiprion virginianus
Lineage: Eukaryota; Metazoa; Arthropoda; Insecta; Hymenoptera; Diprionidae
Exons: 4
Coding region: 288-6659 (2123 amino acids)
Source: RefSeq, a predicted model, not a curated record
GAAAGUCGCUUUCGCAGCUUGUGUCGAUUCGCACGUGACAGUUUAAUUAAUCUCCGGCGGAAAUUCGAUUUUUAUUAAUCUUCAAGUCUGUUCUAUGAGAUAGUGUAAUCGAGUACUUAACAAUAACGCGAGCCUGAUUCAAACGAAGUUAAAACACGACAUUGUCUAUGGGAUAUGUGCUGAAAGAAUUUCUACCGUGUCUUGCAAAUGCUGGAAAGUCGAAGGUUGCGAAAAGAUAUUUCUCAACGUGCUAGUUUGAUGGAAACGAACGUAUAUUAAAUUUAAAAAUGGUUAAAACUGUUACAUUUUCGCUGCUUUACUGCUUAAGCUUAUACAUUUGCAAAAUCAACUGUGACCUCAAUGAAAUUUCAUGGCCGUCGGUCAGCGAAGCGUCGAAUUCAGGAUCUACAGAGAUCGAGAUUAAGCACAGCUUAUUUGACGACCCUUCGAAGAGAACUGUGGCAGUAGUAUUGCCCUUGGACGAAGAGAAACCCCAGGUAGAAAAUCAUCAGAAGAAGAAACGAUGUCGGAAAAACCGCCGGCACAGAAAAAUGAAGCUGCGACUCGACCCAAACGAUGUAACGGACAAUAACAAAGAUAAUUUAGUGCAGACCAGAUACAGGAAGAAGAUCUCAUCCGCAGAGAUGGAAGGCCAGCAGGUUCCAUCGAUUCGCAGCGAUUUCCAUGAGAACACGAAACGGCGCGUCGACGGGUCUAAGGAAUUUCAGGACAUCGACGAGAGCUUGGAAAAUCCGUUCAUGAGAAUAUCGGAAAAUCGGGGGUCUCACAGAUCGAACAACGAGGAAGCGGAGAUCGGUAGCUUCGAAAAAAAUGACGAAGACGUUAUUUUGAGACGGAUCAGGAAUCAUAUAAUCAACCCUGGCGACUACAAAGUCCUGGCUCUGGUCGGCAAAAAGGACGAUUAUUCACCGCCUCAGAAUCCGAAGAAAUACAUUUGCUACUGCAGAGAAGAUGACUGCUCAGGUAAGGACUGCCAACCUGAGAUUUACAAGCCCUGUUCAGGGUCGAGAAAAAAUUCUAGACCCACACCUAUUAACAACUAUGGCUCGAAUAAGGUUAGAAAUUACUCGCCGUCGAAUGCCAAACACGAUAACAAGAACUACGUUCAAACACUGGCAAAAGUCAACGUCGAAAACAGUGGAAUGAACCACAAAAUCUUGCAAGAAGAGGAGAAUAAUAAGAACGAUUUCUCAUACGAAACCAAUUCCAAUCAAAAUAUCCAGGCGCAAAAAUCCACCGUGAAUUUAGACCAACAGGACCAAUUAUCAGUCAAAAAUUCUCAACGACUUGCAACUUCGACGCAGCAAGGUGUUAGCCAGAUUCGCACUCCGAACAACAAUCAGUGGCUGCGUCCAGUCCUUGGAAUCAAAGGAUCACCGAUACAGUCUGGUAGUCAAGGAUCCUCUCAAGAAUUCAGUAGAACACAAACGGACGGCACCUUGAGUUGGCUUCCGUUUUUGAAGGAUCAAUCUACCAAGGGCAAGAACGAAGAUGGAGUGCUGAUGGCUCACGGUCAGGUACCUCUUCAGAAAAGUCGCACUGUUCAACUUCCGUCCGUUAAAGAGCCGGUGCCGAGCGUCGAGAAGCCUUUCGGUUACCUGGAAAACCCUGAAUCUUAUGUGAUCUCAUAUGGAGAUUCGACGACGAUGGAAUCAAGCACCGAGAAAUAUCAGCAAUCGGAAGAGAAUCGAGGCUAUGACUCGAACGUGGAAUCCAAUAUCGGCUUGCCCGUUAGUUCGGAGGAAUAUUCAUCGGACAAAUUCGAUGCUUCUACGGAAGGAAACCUGUAUCUGCAAGUAGACGAUGGCCCAGAAUCAGACGAAGUCACCAAAGUCCCGCUGAAUCAUCCUGUGAAUCUUCCUCACCCUGAAAAUCACGACGACGAUGUUUACUUGCUCGGAGAUUCGACGGAGGAAUUAACUGGUCACAAAGAAUACGGCAAUACUCCUCAGAAGUAUGAACUUCCUCUGACGAUGUCAAAGGACGACGAAUAUCAACUGGAAACAGAUCAGUUACACCACAAAAUGUCUGGCUUCGGAACUCUGCGACCAGGAUACAAUCCUCUGCCACCAGGAAGUUUCGCUCACGAAUUUCGAAGACCUUAUAACGGUUACGGAAGUUACGUGGUGAGUCCAAAUACGCAACCCAGCUGGAAAGAUCGCUCGGGUUACUUGACCACUGAAAUUCCUUUUCGAGCACAGCUGGAACGACCUGCGAUCGCAAGAUCCGGCUGGAAUGGAUGCAACGUUUAUCCGACUGCUCAGCUUUGGCCAUACAAAGGGACGAUGCAGACUCCGAAUAAUUACUACGGAAUCGGAAUAGGCGGUCCCGCAUUGCGAAACUUUGGAUAUUACGGAAAUCCGCAUGCGGGAAAGCCGAUGGAGGAUAAAAGUUACUUGUAUUAUUCACCGAUGAUGAAGACAGGCAAUGGAGGUUCAGGGUUGGCUCAACAACGACGUCCCGCGACUAAUGACAACCGCGAUGAUUAUUCCGACAUACAAGUCGUAACGAACGGAUAUUUCACUUCGAAAACAUACGAUGACGUGGAGGAUGUCGAUGGCAACGACGAUCAGGAAACGGGAAACGCGCAGGCGAAAUUCGAGAGUAACGUUGACCGGAUACAUCACCUCACUCAACAAGGCUUCGCUUAUCCCGCUUCGAAUUUAUACAAUGGAUACGAACCAGCGAAUGAUUGGAAAGCACAGAAAGAAAAUUUCGCGGUCUUCGAUGGAGAAAAUUCGCGGUAUCUUGAAUCAGUGGAAGAUGACGAUGAAAUGGAAAAUCCUUCCGCAGUUUCUGCUGAAGCCAAUACACCGAUCGUCGAUGAGGAUCUGAACAUUUCAACCGUAACUGAGGAAAGUUCUUCGGAGGAAUCCUCACCGAGUGAAGAUUUUACUGGCGAAAAUCAGUCAAAGGGUGUUUCAAUGAAUUCAGCUGUUCACCAGAGUCUGGAUUUACUGAAAAAAGGAAAUACGUCUAGGGUUGAAACUGUCGGCGGAAGAAAGAUAGGAAUAUGGGGCACAUCGGACUCGUUGGAGGCAAUAAAACUAAAUGCUGAGUCUUGGAAUGAACAAUAUGGAACAAUUAGACCGGAAGAGAAUAUCUCAUCGGAUUCAUUGGAAGUCUCGAAGGAGAAAACUUCAGAAUUAAUUGAAAAUGGAUCUCGAGGUCUUGAGUCGAAGUACGCUGAUUCGAAAAACGAUAAUGGCGAAGAAGUUGGUUCCUAUUACAAGACAGACUGCCACUACCCAACGUCUUCUUUGUCCGAUAAAAAGUAUUCCGAGAACAUUGUAUCAGCAGAAAAUGAAGGCAACGCUGAGCAACAAGAUGUAUCAAACCUUUCGCCGCCGAUUAUCAUCGAGCCAAUUGUAGCGAUCGAAACUUCACCGACUAAAUAUUUUUCCCCGAAUGACAGAGUCUUGGAGUACAUAAAAAAUCACGGUCAAAAUUUAUUACAACAUUCUGAUCCUUCUAGCCUUGACCGAAAAGAUGCAGUAAAUCAAGAAGAUCAUACGGGCCAAACAAAUGAGAGCGAAGACCAAGAAACGUUUGUUCAAAAUCCACAAUACGUCGGAGAAUAUAGUCAAAUGUCGACAUCAGAGAAUACGAAUAGUGAAGAGAUAACCGAUGAGAAAUCGGAAAAUCUAGAGAGAAUAUCUGCUCAGCCGAGUAUACCGGAAAUUGAUGAAAUCGAUGAAGAUUCCGGCGAUUCCACGGAGCGAUUUGACGCUGAUGCGGAAAAUGAAUCUGAGGAAAAAUCUGUCAUGACUUCGGAAUAUGUCCAAGGACCGGGAAAAUAUGUUGUACAGGAUAAAAUUAGUCCGACCGACUUAUCAUCUCUGAAAAAUGAGGCGUCUGAGGAUUUAUCUCGAAGUUACGAAGAUUGCACAGUGGAAUCUGCGAUUUCCGAAGUUUUAGGAGAAACCCGAUAUCCCGAUAGUUAUAUAUCCGAAUCAAUGGAUGAAUCAACAGAGUGCUCGCAGCUAGAAGAUUCAGUUUCAAAUGAUCAUCUAGACAUGGAGAACUAUGGAUCCGAAUCUAUGGUUAAAAAUUCUAAAGAAAACAUUCAACAAUAUGGAACUGUAGAGGCUGGAGGAGAAAAGAAUUUAAAUUCCUAUAACAUUGGCAGUCACGAUUAUAAUGAUGAAAAUUUGCAAAAAGAGAAUGCGAAAACUCAAGAAGCGUCAGUUAAUUUAGUUAUGAAUGAAUACCGGAAGAAUAAUGAAGAAAGCAAUGCAGAAUCCGAUUACAAACCAACCACGGAGACUUACGCAGACAACAAAAGACUUCUGGUUGGCGAAUUUCUGAAUCCUUCUACUGGGAAAAUCGUGCAAGAAGUCAACAGCCGGACAGAAAUGAAACCUGAGGAUCACGAUGCUGUGGAAGACAACGGGAUGCAGUUAACGGUUCAAAGUUCGAAACUAGAGGAUAAAACGGAUAGAAAAUGGGACACCGCCCAACACAGAGUCGAUUAUGGGGACGGAAAAUAUUCAAGUUCACUUAAAGAUGAUAAUGAUUACGGAUACGAGAAUUUACGAGAAGAUUCAAAUACUCGGAAAUAUUCGGAGAAAUUAGGAGCAGUGAGUUUGGUUGCAAAUGAGGGAGAGGAUCGUAAUGAAAUGAGUACCGCAGCAUCGGUGAAGACUACACCAUCUGUAUCGUGUAGUUGCAGAAUUCCCGAGGGUGAAAUCACUACGGAGGCUUACAGGAAUAACGAAAAACUUUCGUUAAGUGAAGUCCUGGAACCUACUGUUGAGAAAGACGUGCAGGAUACAGAAUCAAUGAACACACAUAAGAUAAGCGAUGACAAGGCCAACAGCAAUUCCCAAGUACCUAGUCAAAAAUCAACAACAGAAGCUUACGAAGAGAGUAGGAAACUCCUGCUUGGUGAAUUCGUGGAUCCUCCUACUAGAAAAGACGUUUCAGAAGAAGGAUCAUUGAAUGCGUAUAGUGGCAAGUAUGGGAAAUCAAAUUUUGGCAAUAAUCUGACACCUGGAAUGAGUGGGAAGGUCAACGGCUUCGUUGGAAUUCAAUCUACGACGCAAAAUUCUAAAAUAGAUCACGAGGUGAAUCGAAAUGCGGGUAAAUAUCACGAUUAUAGAACAUCAGGGCAAUAUUCGAGUUCUUGGAAAAAUUGGGGAGAGUUGCAGAGUGCGCCAAGUUUGAUUACCGAUAAAUACUCGAAGCAUAAUAAGAAAAGUAAUGUGGCAAACUCUGCUUUUCGAAUUCCUAGUCAAAAAUCAUCUUCGAAGGCAUAUGAAGAUAAAGAGAAACAACUUGCAGGUGGUGAAUUUUUGAUUUCUGCUAAAGAAAACGUGCCGAAAAACAAUGCACUGAACGAAGAGAACGCUGAGGUUGAACUGAUGAAUAAUGCCAAAAAUCCCUUGGCCCAAAUCGACGGUGAGAUGAAAUGCUUUGGCAAAGAAACAGAGAAUAAUGACAUGCAAUCCACGAAUGAAAAAUCGAAGAUAGAGAAUGAAACGAAUAAAAUCGUUUUACAAGGUAAUCCUGAGCCUAAUAGCGACUCAUUUUCAAAUUCGCCGAAUGAAGAAGAUCACGACACGAUGCUAUUUCCAGGAAAUUCUGGGGAGAUAACGACAAAAAAUUCUGAAAUCAUCGGAGAUGUACAAUCGCUAGGCUCUUGCAUCAAGCCACCAGAAGUACAAAAUGAUUCUGGUUACUUGGGACGAAUUGCUCCACAAAAUCCAACUGCAGCUGUUGAAUCUUUCGGGGAUCUUGUCGAUUCCGAUCUCUACUACAUCGGAGACGGUGUAAGGCUACCAUUGACCAUAAAGCGGUUGAAGGAUGGAUCCUUUGCUCUGAGCAUAUCAGAGAAAAUUUGUCAACAAUGGGCGAAGGAGAAAUGCCCCUGUUGCGUCCCGCGGGAGGGAAAAAUUUUACAGGAAAAACACUGGGAUGAUAAAAACUUGGAUUCACUAAUAAAAACCAGCCGGAGCAGCCUCAAUCGAAGAGGAAUUUCAGCUGAUCAAAAAUCAAAAAGUGAUGAAAUGGAGCUUGAGGAUAAUCCGGAUAUCGCGAAAGGUACGCAACUUCCCAAGAAAAGGAGUAUCAGGUCGAUAACUAUGCCGGUUGACGAGUUCGCUCAGUUAUAUAAUUUGAAUUUAAAUUUGGAGGAUUACAACGUGGAAUCAACGGCGAUUGAAUCCACUCGGAGACACAAACUGACCGAAAGAUCUAAGAUGGAGAAAGACAAUCAAGCGCAAAGCAGCGAUUUGGUCCAGAAAAUUGUAUCGAUAAACGAGGUGCCUGAGAAUGAGAAGGUCGGCGUAUUGUUGUCGACUUUGCAAGACUUGAUUGCAACAGAGCCGACGGAAAUAUCUGAGGUUGUGGAUAAGCUCGAGGAAAAUAUAGCGAAGGAAAAAUUUAGCGGCGAGUUAGGAGGGGAUAAUGGAGAGGACGAUGCUUCCGGGGAUGAAGCGAAGCGAUUAUACGAUUACCAGAAGAACAAUCCUGUUCUGGAAAGAAUAAGAAUUAUAAAGCAGCUGCAGAUGGGUAAGGCAAGAUGUGAACACAAGUACCAAAAGGACUGCGACUACGCGAUUACCCAGAAAACUGAACUCCUUACGACAAUACUGCGAUGGCUUAAGGAGUUGUUGCUCACAAGUCAGAUUGAAUGAUUUAUUUGAACGUAAUAUAUUUCAUGUAUAUUUUUUGGCGGGCACUGUUUAUUACUGUAAAAAAAUAUAUCGUUAUUCAUGGUGUGAAUUUUAUUUCCGAUGUGACGAUUAGAAAUCCAUUCUAAAAGGUGGCAGGAAAAAUACUUUUAUCCUAUACAAACAGUUGAAGAGCAAUAAAAUUCUAUCUGAUAGAAACUGUACCUGGUUUUUGUAUUGCCUUAUUUGUAGCGAUUGGAUCAUCAUUCAUUUUCGAAAGUAUACGGAACAGUUAAUAAAAAAAUAAUCGAUCAGAAAUACUUUUGUGAAAAUGUAUAAUGGUGCAAAUUUAAUAUAUAAAAAUACUUCUCGAGUUCUCUUAUAUCGGAUUCAGCGCGAAAUCAAUGGAGCCUAAAUGAGGGCAAUUUCUACGAAAUAAUUGUUCUAUCGAGAGUAUGGAAGAGACGGUUCAAAUAAUACAAACAAAAAUAAUGCAAGGCGUCACAGUUGCAUGCGAUCAGGCAUACAUGGUAGAGCUACGAAAACAAACUAUUAUUACUGUUUAGAUAGAUGGAUGGAUGGUUAAUUUGACUGGGAGGAAUGCAGUAAGGACGGUUGAUGUUAACAUUUAUACCUAGUAAUAUCAUGAAAUUAUUCAUGCUGUAAUUCACACACACUUGUAUG